AUGACAAGGAAGACACGAUCCCAAGCUAAAGCCAAGGCUAAAGCGUCGGCUAGCCAGCAACAGAGUCACGACAUUGUUACCACUGCCUUAUCCAGUUGCGGACGUUCAAGUACCUCUAGUACACGGAGAGCCCGACUGGCCCGUGAGCUAGCCUUGUUAGAGGAAGAACGGAGACUAGAAGAGGAAGCGCGGAAGGAACAGCUGGACCGAGAAAGGUUAAUGAAUGAGAGGGCCGUGAACGAGAAAAUCGAACGCGACAAGCAGUACUUGGCGCGUAAACGUGAUCUGCUCAUACAGCAGGACGAGGAAGAUGAUAUUGUGAGCAUCAGGAGCCAUCGCUCCACCCAUUCGACUGAAAAACGUAUUGAGGAUUGGAUCGACACGCAGGAGAAGCCAACCAGCGAUGCUGGUACGGGCGUCGUUGGAGAGACGUCCAAGCCAUCCGCGCCAACUCAUCAUACGCCAGUAAAGUCGGCAGGUGCACACGGUCAGCAAAGUACUUCCACGCCUAUUCGUGACGAACAAAUCACAAACAGCGAGAUUCCCAUGAAACGCGAGCCUUCGAAUUUCAUAGACUUGAUGUCACCGACCGGUAGCAUCACAAUCGGAGAAAGCGAUCCCGGAGAAGCCGCCGGAGGAAAUUCUCAGGUGGAUGAUAAUCUUCUUUCGCCUGCCAUCUCGCUGGUCAAUUUGAACUCCUUGCAGAAUCUUCUGGAAGAACAAAAACCAAUCGUUCAUCACACGGGGGCGCUACCAAAACUAGCAAGGAAUGCUCUACUGCCGUACGGUCAGUGGCAAAGGGAUACAGCUCUUCGACGCAAGACAAACGAGCUGGAGCAGCGUCACCAAAGCGAAAUUGACACACGACGGAGGCGGGAACUGGAUCUGGUAGACGAAAUCAAACGUCUACAACUUCAGAAAGAUUCUGACAUCGAGAAGUUUCGGAAGCACGAAGCUGAUACGCAAAAGAGGCUGCAGGAAUUCUCAGACCGACAGACAGCUCUGGAAUUACGCCGGCACGAGGAAUUGCAGCAACGCGACACGGAGAUACGCCGACUGAAGGAUGCAGAAAGGCGACUAACGGAUCAACUCAACCUGUUCAGCCAGAAACGCGAGCGGGACGGUGCUAUAGAAGUGAACAACGUGCCUGCACAUAUGGAGCAACAGCAGCCAGAGAGAACGAACCAGCCAAGAGGUCCUAUUGGAACUAAAGGGUUUGUAAUUGAUCCGUCCCCGGUGAUCUCGACUUUGCAAACCCUGUUUGGACGGCCAGAGCAAAUUGUACACAUUAUGAUCGAAAAGGUACGGGCAACUCCUCCGCCUAAGUCUGAACGUCUGGAAACCUUGAUAUCUUUCGGUUUAGUUGUUCAAAAUCUCUGUGCACAUCUGAAGGCCGUUGGAUUGGAUUGGCACUUGUCGAACCCUUCAUUAUUGCAGGAGCUGGUCGACAAACUACCGGCGAAUGUUAAAUUCAACUGGGCCUUGUAUCAACAGCAGUUGCCAGAGGUCGACCUAAAUGCGUUCAGUGAUUAUAUGGCCCGAGUCACGUCUGCCACAAGUAGCGUCACACUCUUCAGUGCUCACCAAAAAUUCGUUAAGGAAGACCGACCGAAGCUCAAGGAGAAGGCAUACAUAAAUGCCCAUUCGACCAUGGAACCAGGGGGACCCGAGUCUUCGUCAAGCAAAUCGAAACGAGAUGAAGUGAUAAAGGGAGGGAAAGCUGAGGAAGUGAAGUCAUGUCCUGCGUGUAAUGAACACGGACAUCCAGCUGGAGAGUGCGAGAAGUUCAAGGAACUCAACCUGGACGCCCGUUGGAACAUGGUGAAGGAGCACAAACUUUGUCGACGAUGUUUGAUUUCUCAUCUGCGAUGGCCGUGCAAAGGAGAAGUGUGUGGUGUAAAUGGCUGCCAGAAGCUGCAUCAUCGUUUGCUCCACUACGAUUCCAGUAUGGAUACGAAGCAGACAGAACGAAGUGCCAACGCUACGGUUACCAUUCAUCAGAGAUCUGCUGCAUCAAUACUUUUCCGGGUGCUUCCGGUAACGCUCUAUGGAAAACAUGGAAAGAUAAAUACGCUAGCUUUUCUUGACGACGGAUCUUCCGUUACCCUCAUCGAACAAACCAUAGCUAACUCUUUGGGAUUGGAUGGUCGAACAGAGUCUCUUUGGAUUCAGUGGACAAGCGGGAUCAACAAAAGGAUAUCAGACGCACAGAAGGUUCACAUGGAGAUCUCAGCACUAGGGAGCGAUAAACGAUUUAAAGUUGGGGAAGCGUACACCGUCGAAGGAUUAGGACUACCUGAGCAGUCGCUGGACUUUGAGCAACUUGCAGAAGAAUUCAAAUAUCUGAAGAAACUCCCGGUUCAAAGUUUCCAAUCAGCAACUCCAGGAAUAUUGAUUGGCAUUGACAAUGCCCAUCUACUAGCAACGCUAAAGCUACGGGAAGGACGAAUGCGAGAACCGAUCGCGACGAAAACUCGCAUUGGAUGGGCAGUCUAUGGUCGCCUUGGAGGAGAGCAGCAGCUCCAACAUCGACAAAUGCAUAUCUGUUCAAGGACCUCAUCAGACGACCUUCACGAAUAUGUUCGAAAGUUUUUCUCACUAGAGAGUCUUGGAAUAGCGGUAGCACCUAAUCAUGAAGGCCUCGAAGACCAGCGGGCGAGGCGAAUAUUGGAGAAAACUACUACUCGGACAGAUUGUGGUAAAUUUGAAACGGGUCUUUUGUGGAAAUCCAACUACGUCGAGUUACCCGACAGCUUACCCAUGGCGAAGAAACGUCUGAAAUGCUUGGAAAAACGGCUACAAAGAAAUCCUGGGCUGUAUGAAGACGUUCGCAGGAAAAUUGAGGAGUUUCAACUUAAGGGAUAUAUCCAUGAAGUUUCAAGAAAGGAACUAGAUACCUUCGACUUGCGGCGAACAUGGUACCUGCCCCUUGGAGUCGUGACGAAUCCCAAUAAACCUGGCAAGCUUCGCCUUAUCUGGGAUGCAGCUGCCAAAGCAGAUGGAGAAUCACUAAAUGAUCAUCUGCUUAAAGGACCGGACCUACUAACGCCGCUGCUAGCAGUUCUGUUCCAGUUUCGGGAGCGUGAAGUGGCGAUAUCAGCGGACAUCAUGGAAAUGUUCUUACAGAUUCUUAUCCGUCCCGCUGAUCGUAGUGCUCUUCUGUUUUUGUGGCGAGAUUCUGAGGACCAACCAAUAAAAACUAUGAUGACCAACGUAGCUAUCUUUGGCGCCACAUGUUCACCGACUCAAUCGCAGUUUGUUAAAAACCAAAAUGCAUUGGAAUUCCAGACGGACUUCCCAAGAGCAUCAGAGGCAAUAACGAAAAAACAUUAUGUCGAUGACUAUCUCGACAGCGUCGACACUAUCGAAGAAGCGGUACAGCUAGCCAAAGAUGUUGCAGAGGUACACAGAAAGGCAGACUUUUUCAUUCGGAACUGGACAUCUAACAAGGUACAAGUAAUCGAACAAAUCGGAGAAGUGCAUUCACCUACAACAAAACAGUUUUCAGUGGCGAAGGAUUGCAAAUUAGAGAAACUGUUGGGAAUGAUCUGGCUACCCGAGGAGGAUUGCUUUUCAUUCAGCGUGUGGUUACGGGAAGAUAUGCAGCAACUAUUGGAUGGCGAAGUUGUCCCUAGCAAACGUCAAUUGCUGAGCGUUGUAAUGAGCCUCUACGAUCCGCUUGGAUUAGUUUCUACCUUCAUCAUACGGGGCAAAGUUCUCAUUCAGGAAACAUGGCGAGAAAAUAUUGGAUGGGACGACAAAAUACCUUUUGAGGUAUUCUGCCGAUGGAAGCAAUGGCUGAAGGUCUUGAAAGAGAUGAACAACGUCAAAGUUAGUCGUUGUUAUUUUCCAGGAUACGAUAGGGCCAGUUACGAUUCCCUGCAGCUUCAUAUUUUUGUCGACGCUAGUGAAGAAUCUUAUGCUGCAGCUGCUUACUUUCGGAUUGUAGAUAAAGGGGAAGUUAGAUGUUCUCUAGUGGCAUCGAAAACUAAAGUUGCCCCACUGCAAUCCCUUUCAAUACCUCGAUUGGAACUUAUGGCUGCCCUGAUAGGAGCUCGGCUGAGAAAAACUAUCGAAGAGUAUCACUCAGUAAAAGCCACUCGCACCUACCUCUGGAGUGAUUCUACAACUGUCGUGGCGUGGAUACAAUCCGAUACACGACGCUAUCGGCAGUUUGUAGCGUUCCGAGUCAACGAAAUUUUGAGUUUAUCCUCGGUGACAGAAUGGAGAUGGAUCGGAACCAGACAAAACGUAGCAGAUGAAGCUACGAGAUGGGGAAACGGGCCUUCGACGAACCCCGAGAGCCGGUGGUAUCGAGGACCUGCAUUCCUAUAUGAACGAGAUGGUGACUGGAUGGAGGAACAGGUGAAGACUACUAAGGAAGAGAUGCGACCUGCCUUUGUCUGUCCACAUUUCAUAAUUAAACCAACGAUAAGCAUCGAACGCUUUUCCAAAUUUGAGCGCUUGAGGAGAUGUCUUGCAUAUGUGCUACGAUAUCUCAGUAAUCUACGCAAUGCUACUCGUGGCAGUCCUCGCAAAAUUGGAACGGAAUUGAGCCGGCAAGAGUUGCAAGAAGCGGAACAAUCGCUAUGGAUUCUGGUGCAAUCGGAAAGUUUUCCGGAUGAAGUAGCCGUGAUGAAGCACAACAAACAACUGGGAACAAAGAAGAAAGCAUUGGAGAAUUCCAGCAAGAUAGCAAAACUACCACCGAUGAUGGACGAACAAGGAGUACUACGUGUCGAUGGAAGGAUGGACGCUGCAGAAUAUUUACCCUUUGAUGCAAGAAAUCCAAUUAUACUUCCUCGUGAACACCAUGUUACGGUGCUUUUACUGGACUGGUAUCAUCGAAGGUAUCGACACGCUAACGACGAAACGGUGUUGAACGAGCUGCGUCAAAGGUUCUACGUGGCGAAGUUGCGGACAUGCCUGCGUAAGACAAAAAGUAGGUGUAUGUGGUGCAAAAUAUACAAAUCCGCACCGUUACCGCCAAAAAUGGCCCCUUUACCACGAGUAAGGUUGACACCACAUGUCCGUGCGUUUACUUUCAUUGGUAUCGAUUACUUUGGGCCCUAUCUGGUGAAAGUUGGACGAAGCGCAGUUAAGCGGUGGGGAGUUGUAUUUACAUGCUUGACGAUAAGAGCCGUACACAUAGAAGUCGCUAGAAGUUUAUCUGCCGACUCCUGCAAAAAGGCGAUUCGAAGGUUUAUUGCCAGACGUGGAGCGCCGCAAGAGAUUUAUUCCGAUAAUGGAACAAAUUUUGUGGGGGUUAGCCGAGAGUUGCGAAAUGAAAUACUCAACAUCAGUGAGGAGCUUGGCAGUACGUUUACAGACACCUACACCCAGUGGAGGUUCAACCCUCCCUCGGCCCCACAUAUGGGAGGCUGUUGGGAACGAAUGGUGAGGUCCAUCAAAGCAGCUCUAAGUACCAUACCAGCCGAUAGCAAACUCGACGAUGAAUCACUGGAAACAUUCUUCGCUGAGGCCGAAAUGAUGAUCAACUCUCGGCCGCUUACUUUCGUAUCCCUGCUAUCGGCAGACGAAGAGGCCAUCAGUCCAAAUCACUUUUUGUUACUUAGCUCUACCGGUGUGCAACAACCGGUAAAAGAACCUGUCAGUGAUGAGGAUGGUGGCUCCAAAGAGGAUGACGUGCUUGCAAAGCCAAGCGCGACAGAGGAUGGUGGCUUCAAAAAGGAUGACGUGCUCGUGAAACCAAGCGCGACAUGUGGGGGAGGUUGUAACGUGCAAGCCCCUCGUCUAAAGAGCCAAAAUGAUGGCCCAAAGAGUCCCAAUGAUGUCCAAGCGAAUGUCAGAAAAGAUAAGGGAGAUUAG
This is a messenger RNA of Aedes albopictus (Asian tiger mosquito), 5829 nucleotides long. RefSeq lists its product as uncharacterized. Gene Ontology annotation, biological process: DNA integration. The record is from RefSeq and is a predicted model, not a curated record. The transcript has 4 exons. Gene Ontology annotation, molecular function: nucleic acid binding. The coding region runs from base 1 to 5829 and encodes 1942 amino acids. Lineage: Eukaryota; Metazoa; Arthropoda; Insecta; Diptera; Culicidae.